AUAAGUCUAUAGUAGCGGGCGAACGCUCAAGCCGUCAAGAUUGUAUUAUCUUGCAAGGAGUGUCAGGCGUUGCUGAACAACCAACGCAGUUGCUAUUAUAAACUCAGUUGGAAAUGUCGAAUAUAUAGAAAUUACAGUAAUGGUGCAAGGACAGGAUGGAAAAAUUGGAUUGUCCAGAAAUGAAUACCUCCUUGCUGGUUCUGUUAGCGGUUUUGUUGCCCGGGCAGUUGUACAACCCUUAGAUGUAAUUAAAAUACGUUUCCAGCUGCAAAUGGAACCAAUAAAAGUUUCUGGAGCGAGCAAAUAUCAUGGUCUUAUACAAGCUGUCAAGUGCAUAAGCAGAGAAGAGGGCACCAUUGCCUUUUGGAAGGGACAUGUUCCUGCCCAAAUGCAAUCAGUUGCGUUCACUAGUGUCCAGUUUCUGUCCUUCGAAGUGAUUCUUUCGUGGCUGCAUGAAGUCGACAGUCUCUUCAUUUCAGAUAAUAAAAUAUUUGGCCUACCUAUUACCUACAAACCUAUUGGUAAUUUCUUGUGCGGAUGCGGAGCAGGCUCUUUAGCAGCUAUAGUCACCCAGCCACUAGACGUCUUACGCACACGUUUUAUCGCUCAAGGUGAGCCGAAAACUUACGGGAGCAUGUCACAUGCAGCUGUUUCUAUCAUAACUCGUGAAGGUGCUCAAGGGUUUUUCCGUGGGAUCGUACCAUCUCUCCUUCUUAUAGCACCGCAGACAGGAAUUCAAUUUGCUAUAUAUCAUUCACUAAACCAAAUGAUUAAUCGGGGAAAGGACUAUUUACAUCCCAAUCCUAUUGAUAAAUCAUCACAAUCCCAUAGUAGUAACCGUUCAAUCGGCCCUGUUCAAUGUUUGAUCUCAGGCGGUCUUGCAGGAAUCGGAUCUAAAUGUGUAAUAUAUCCACUAGAUAUGGUGAAAAAACGUAUGCAAGUUCGGGGUUUUGAGGAAGCGCGUGCCCAGUUUGGUCGAAUUCCCAACAGAAACGGUGGUCUUUAUAGGUGUUUAGUUGAAAUAUGGCAAAUGGAAGGAGCUGCAGCGUUUUUCAAAGGAUUAAGACCCACCUUACUUAAAUCUUUUGUGUCUAUCUCGUGCAGAUUUACUGUGUAUGAACAAAUUUGCAGAUUUCUACUUUAUCAAAAGCACUCAUAACAUCCUGACCAACAUAUUCCGUAAAUUUAUUCUUGUAACUCAUUCCUAAUUUCGACAGAAAAUAUUUCAGCGUUGUAUAUUUUCAACAAUCUUCUGGCUUUUGUCUAUUUUUAUUGAAUGAAAACUGUUACCUACCAUUAUUAGGAUUGUAUUUCUUUCCAUUGGAUCUAUCCUCAACAGUUUUUUCAAAGGCGCCUGUUUUCAAAUUUUCCUAUUACUUUAAAACAUAGCUGUCAUUAUACAGUAUAUCAUACCUAUCAUCCAGUUAAUAGAUUUGUAAUCAUAUAAUAUACUUCCUGUCAGCCCUUCUCCAGUACUAAAUGUUUGUUCACCUCUUUCCUCUUUUCAAUAACUGGCAUAGAUCCUUAUGUAGAUGUAUACUCUUUUCUGUUAACUUGAACGGUUGACCAAAAUCCAGAUAAAAGUUUCAUAUCAUAGUAAUAUGAAUAAAAGAUAAAUCUGGAGAUAUUUUUUUAAUAAUGAUCAUUUUAUGAACAGAUUUUCAAAAUGAAUGCUUUUAAAUAAAUCUGCUACUCCUUAAAAGGAUAUGCUGCCAACCUACGAUAUCAAGGCUCUCUUUUCCAAUUUUCGCCCAUCACUAUUUAUUUGUUGACG
Molecule: messenger RNA, 1774 nt
Organism: Schistosoma turkestanicum
Lineage: Eukaryota; Metazoa; Platyhelminthes; Trematoda; Strigeidida; Schistosomatidae
Source: the annotation of a GenBank genome assembly